Molecule: messenger RNA, 3098 nt
Organism: Blepharisma stoltei
Lineage: Eukaryota; Ciliophora; Heterotrichea; Heterotrichida; Blepharismidae
Source: the annotation of a GenBank genome assembly
AUGAAUAAGAAAAAAUUGAUUGAUCGCAUAAAUGAGCACGUAAUAAAUCGCUCUUUUGACAGAAAACAAAUUCUAUUAAUCUAUGAGAUAAUGGCGCCUUUUGUCUUUAAAAUUAGUGAGCUAGAGAAUGAGGUUGAUAGAAUUGCUGAUAGUCAAUUAAAUUUGGAAGAAAUUUCAAAGAUUUUAACUGGAGCCGGAAGAACUAUCUAUUUAUCAAAUAUCAAGCAAUUCUUUUCUUGUAUGAAGCAAAUUAUUCAAUUAAAUAAAGAAGAGCUUAAUGUGAGCUAUUUAAGCAAAAUUUUAAAUGUUUUAUCUAUAAUCCAUGCACUCGUAUAGAUUUCUCUUUAGGACUUUUACAAUGGACAGCUGAAGUGCUGGAAUAUUCAAUACCAGGGAAAUGGACUCGAUAACAAUUUAUAGUAGUUAUUAAUAGGAUGAAAUAUAAAUAAUAAUUGUUUCUAAGUCAAAAAGAAACAUAUUUGUUUACGAAACAAGUUGAAUUCGUGACUUUAUCGGAAGAGGUUGGGUUGAUAUGUAAGCGGACACUUAAAAUGGAACUGGGCAAAGAGUAAUGUCAGGGAGAAAGCAGCCGAUAUGUGAAAGAAGUGCAUAAAGACUGUUCCCAGCAGCUUGGGACAGCUAAUCUGAACUAAUCCUUACUUCCUGAGUCGCAGGAUUUUGUUGUGUUCGAUCCAUUGUCUAUUGCCGACUUUGACAAAGCCAAGGUAACUUGGCGAGCCUAAUUAUAAAUGAAAAUGGAAAUAAUCAAAGCUACAAUACACACAAAAUCUAGCAGUGCACCAGACAGAAUUAUUGUCUCAAUUUAAAUUCGAAAGGCAUGAUUUUGUUAAGACUUGCAUAAUCAACUGUGUUGAAUACGAAGAUCCUCCAGCUCAAAAUCUCUGAAGUUUGGGAGCAAGCUCUAGAUUUAGGUGAUUAGUAAAUAACUGUAGAUUAAGUGAUUUUUUUGAUAGUAUAGAUUUCGGUAUAUUAUUAUUCAUAAUAAACGUUAAUGAUAGGUUACUGUGUGAGAGUUAGAAAUGCAAAUUUAAAAUAUUUUAGACAAGAUUUUUGAUUAUAAUACACAUCAGCUUCUCUUAGUGAGCUUUUUUUGCUGCCUAAUCCGUUCAAUCCUUAUCAAGUAAUAUGUGUGUUAAACUUUAAUGGCAAUAAGUAUCACCCUUUAUAUAUACCAAAAUUGAACAUGCAGAUUGGAAUAUGCUAUACAAGAUUUUCAACGAUAAUUCACGCAUAAACUUUAUUCAAUAAUUACCUUUUGCUGCCUAAUCCACUCGAAUCUGCUUACAGUAAUAGCUGUUAAAUGCUAACAGCAAUAAGCAUCACCCUUUACAUAUACCAGAUUAAAGUAUAAAUUUGAAAGUAUUUUGUACAAGAUUUUUAAUUAUAAUACACAUAUCAGCUUCUCUUAGUGAGUGAGUUCUUUUUGCAGCCUAAUCCGCUCGAAUCCGCAUCAAGUAAUAACUGUUAAAUGUUAAACUAAAAAAUUAAAGUUGAAGAAUUAAUUAGGAGUUAAAAACCAUAACUUUUCAACAGCAAAUAGAUAUCGAAUAUCCAAUGAGUUGUAAAGUGACAAUUGACUUUUUAAUUUUAAAAUGCUGGUAUCUCUUCAAUGUUGUUCAUCUUUUCUUCAUGAAUUGUAAAUUAUAAAUUCAUCUCUCUUCAAUUCUCCAUAGCAAUAGUGAGCUUGCGAUUUCGUGCUGAAAGCAGUACGAGCAUAAAAAACAUUUAAAUUUUGUGUGUAUUGUAGCUUUGAUUAUUUCCAUUUUCAUUUAUAAUUAGGCUCGCCAAGUUACCUUGGCUUGUCAAAGUCGGCAAUAGACAAUGGAUCGAACACAACAAAAUCCUGCGACUCAGGAAGUAAGGAUUAGUUCAGAUUAGCUGUCCCAAGCUGCUGGGAACAGUCUUUAUGCACUUCUUUCACAUAUCGGCUGCUUUCUCCCUGACAUUACUCUUUGCCAGUUCCAUUUUAAGUGUCCGCUUACAUAUCAACCCAACCUCUUCCGAUAAAGUCACGAAUUCAACUUGUUUCGUAAACAAAUAUGUUUCUUUUUGACUUAGAAACAAUUAUUAUUUAUAUUUCAUCCUAUUAAUAACUACUAUAAAUUGUUAUCGAGUCCAUUUCCCUGGUAUUGAAUAUUCCAGCACUUCAGCUGUCCAUUGUAAAAGUCCUAAAGAGAAAUCUAUACGAGUGCAUGGAUUAUAUUAUUAGUGCAAGUCAGGCCUCUAAGGAAUAUUUAUCCACUUUUUUAAUGCACAUUGAAAAUAAUUUGCAUAGGUGGAAAAAAAAUGAUUUAUUAUCAAUCAUCAAAAUCUAUAAGAAUAACAAUCUUGGCUAUCAAGAUUUGCACAUAAACGCAUUAAAAAGACUAAAUGCAUUUCUCUGCAAUAGUCAACCUAUAGAAUUUGUUACUGAAUUGGCUUCUCUUUUAAAAAACAGUGAACGUAAGAAUUAUAUUGCUGAUGAAAUAUUUUCAAAGAGUUAUCAAAUAAUUAAGGAAAAAUUGUCAAAAGAGUCAAUAGACUUCGAAAAUUUAAAACAAAUACUUGAUUUUAUAGGCCCGAAUAUUGAUCAUCAGACUGCACUGCUAUUAGCUGACCAAAUAAAUAGUAAAAACUUUAGUCAUAAUGACGCGAUGGAAAUAUUUUCAAAAGCUUCAUGAUUGUUAUGUAUUAAUAAAGAAGGAAAACUUUUCUCUUUGGCCGAUUUAAUUCAAAAAAAAUUUAGCUAUAAUCAAUUUCAAAAACAUCAUAGAAAAAUUGAUAUACUUAUUAGCAUUAUCCUUACAAAGAAUUAUGAGAUGCAUGGUCUCCAGGAAAUAAAAGAAUAUCUUAUAGAUGAAAUAAAAGAGUCAAUUACUUUAAGCAUUGACAAUUUAAAGAAAUUUAUUAACACUCUUAAAGAUAAAGAAUAUAGCUCAAAGCUCUACAGAGAAUGAAAACCUUUGCAAGCCACAGCUUUUCGCUUAUUAGAAAAAACACAAAUAAAAAAUAAUAGCCUACAUUUUUCGAUGUUUUUCUAUGAGUCUAAUCCUGAAAAAUGAAAAGACUUUGUGAUUGAAAAUAAAAAUAUCUUUUAA